AUGGACGUGUCCAGCGGCAGUUCUUGCCUUGUCGAAAAGAAAGCUAAAGGCGAAACGGCAUCGCGUCAAUCAAACAUCGAUUUCACCUUUGGGGAGACAUGGACACAGGACUAUUUAGACGAGCUGGAUAUCCUGGUCUGGAAUGAUGACGAGCCAGAAGAGUUCUACGCAAAUUACUUUCCAGAAGGAGGGCUGCAUCCAGUCCGAGUUGGAGAUCAAUUCGCCCAUGGAAGAUACAUGAUUUUCCACAAGCUUGGCCGCGGAAGCUUUGCAACUGUGUGGCUUGCGCGUGACGAGAAGUUGAACUGCAAUGUCGCGAUCAAGAUCACCGGAGCUCAUUUUACCAAGUCAUCAAACGAAGUCGAUGUUCUCAAAUUCAUUGCAAGUAACGAAGUCCCUAGUGUCAGCCGCGAGUACCUGCAAAUCCUUCUCAAUCACUUUGUUCAUCAGGGACCCAACGGCAUUCAUAGUUGUGUCGUCAGCAAACCAGCCUGGUUUACAGUUGCUCAAGGUCUUUUCCGCAUGCAAAAGAGGCGAUCUUUGCCCGUAGAAGUAGCCCGAGCUAUUACAGGCCAGUUGAUCACUGGUCUGGCCGCUUUGCAUGCCAUCGGCAUUGUUCAUGGAGAUUUGCAUCCCGGCAAUAUCAUACUGGCACAUCCAGAUCGGACAUUCACAUCGCAAACCAUUGAAGAACUAUACAAGUCGUACGAUCGGCCUACAAAGAUUCCACUGCACUUGUACCAAGCAGCCACUCUCGAAAAGCCUCCGAUCCCCGAUAACGCGCCACCAUACAUUGUCGCGAGUUUGUACGCCCCAGGCGGAUUCGAUACUAUUGAGCUUUCGGACGCUGAGGUUAUAAUUGGUGACUUCGGUGAGUCAUGGAGACUAUCGCAGGAGACGAAGCACGAACUUACAACAUGGCCUCCCUCUCGAGCACCCGAAUCCUUGUUUGGGAAGAGACUCAACCUCACCAUGGAUCGACCUUCCGAUAUCUGGUCUCCUGGAUGUCUAGUUUACCGCCUCUUUGGAGUGAGGCCCAUCUUGGAUACGGUCCAUUAUGACCCCGAGGAGAACUUUGUGAGAGCGGUUAGAAUGAUUGGAAAGCCACCACAACAGUGGUGGGAUCUGUCGGAGAAGAAGAACGGGUUUCACCACAAUGCGGGCAACGAUAAUGAAGCUCACGAUGAUUUGAACGAAUACGAAACCAUCGACGAAACCAGAGCAUCAUUGAGGCGUCGGGUCAUGGUUUGGCUCAAGGAAGAUCGCGGUUCUGAUAUGACGGACGAGGAGCUCGAAGACGUGUUGGCUCUUCUAGAACCCAUGUUUCACUGGCUUCCCAACGAAAGAACGACUGCUUCUGAUCUGCUGUCCUCACCCUGGAUGAAGAAGUGGGGACUACCAGCCAUGGAAACCACGAAGAGAGAGCGGGAAGCGAAGAAAGAGGAGGGAGCAAUGAUAAGCAGCUCGACACAGAGUCACCAAGCUUGCGUCAAUGGCGAGACUGGUAUCUGUGAAGAUUGA
Colletotrichum siamense is the source of this 1521-nucleotide messenger RNA. It is a transcript of the gene SRPK-3, whose product is annotated as Serine/threonine-protein kinase SRPK. Gene Ontology annotation, biological process: protein phosphorylation; spliceosomal complex assembly; regulation of mRNA processing. Gene Ontology annotation, molecular function: ATP binding; protein kinase activity. Lineage: Eukaryota; Fungi; Ascomycota; Sordariomycetes; Glomerellales; Glomerellaceae. The transcript is spliced from 2 exons. The record is from RefSeq and is a predicted model, not a curated record. Bases 1 to 1521 code for a protein of 506 amino acids.